AUGGGCUCCGCCCGGCUCACCUUUUUGUUUUUGCGCGACCGAGCUUUUAAACGAGUCUUCGCGUCUAGGUGCUUCUCGAAGCUGGUGUUGCGAACGAGACUGGCGAGAGGGCGAACCAGAGAUAUACGGAGUUCAGAUUGCUCGAGUGGUAGCCUGAUGGAACAUCUCAGGACUUCAAAUAAUCCUGAUCAUGGUAAAAAUGGCUUAGGAAACACCUAUGGGACUACCAUUAGGAAUGUAGCAGGAUUGGAAGAAAAGAAAGCUGCAGUUCAGGCUGAGAUUAGCAGAGUUAAUCGGCUUCCAUCGAAUAGUAGCUAUGCAGUUCAUCGCAUGCGGGUCUUGAAGAAACUUCUACAUCUUUUCUCCGUCCAGAGAAGCGUCUCCCAGGAUGAAGAGUUGGAGCUCCUUUUUGCAAGUCUUUCUAUAUGAUGGAGAAAUACAGAAUUGUCUCCAGUGCGUGUAUAUGAAUAUAUAUAAUCGCAUGCUUCUGUUGGUGUUUGAAUUCCUCUCGGGUACAGUUGUGUAAGGCAUGUAUCAAUUUCUAUUGAUGUUUAUAAACUAGUUUGUCCUUCUCCUUGCUAUCG
Messenger RNA from Zingiber officinale, 584 nucleotides. RefSeq lists its product as uncharacterized. The coding region runs from base 1 to 429 and encodes 142 amino acids. The record is from RefSeq and is a predicted model, not a curated record. The transcript has 4 exons. Lineage: Eukaryota; Viridiplantae; Streptophyta; Magnoliopsida; Zingiberales; Zingiberaceae.